Messenger RNA from Vidua macroura (Pin-tailed whydah), 770 nucleotides. It is a transcript of the gene CLRN2, whose product is annotated as clarin 2. The transcript has 3 exons. NCBI's taxonomy places the organism in Eukaryota, Metazoa, Chordata, Aves, Passeriformes, Viduidae. The coding region runs from base 72 to 770 and encodes 232 amino acids. The record is from RefSeq and is a predicted model, not a curated record.
AUGACGAAAAAUGGGAAAUACGUCUGACUGCUGCAGAGAGGGCUUGGAGAUGAUCCCUUGAAAGCACUAGGAUGCCUGGCUGCUUUAAGAAGACAUUAUUUGCUUUGGCUUCUCUAAUAAGUUUUGUGUCUUUUAUCUUGAUUGCUGUUGCAAUGGGGAUCCCAAAGUGGAUGACUGGAAAGAUCCUUUGCAAAACAGGGGCUGAUUUGGUCAAUGCCACAGAUCCAGAGCUGGUCAAGUUCAUUGGAGAAAUUUAUUAUGGACUCUUUCGGGGCGGCAAAAUACGCCAAUGUGGCUUGGGCGGGCGGCGUUCCAAAUUCACAAUUUUCCCACACAUGGUGAAAAAGUUGAAUACAGGCCUGCAUGUGAUGAUCAUAAUGUUCCUCUGUGUGGCCAUUUUCUUUUCUCUGGUCAGUUUUGGAUUCUGCAUUCUUAACGCAAUAAAAGUUCCUUACCGGGCUAUUAACGGUCCAGCAGGAGCAUGCCUUUGGAACUUCCUUGCAGGUGGAUUUGUAGUACUUGCAGUCACCAGCUUCAUGGCUGCUGUGAAACUUCAUCACCUCACAGAAAGAAUUGCCAAUUUUCGGGAAAACGUCUUUCGGUUUGUUAUCUUAGAAGAACGCUUUGAAGACUGUUUUUGGAUUUGUGUGGCAAGUGCCACAGCACAUGCAGUCAAUUUGCUGCUAAUAGCCAUUAGUGGGAUUCACUUCCCUAAAAUUAAGACUAAAACAGAAGAAGUGAAUGUUACAGCAGAAGAUAUCAUGUACUAA